Molecule: messenger RNA, 3943 nt
Organism: Populus euphratica (Euphrates poplar)
Lineage: Eukaryota; Viridiplantae; Streptophyta; Magnoliopsida; Malpighiales; Salicaceae
Product: eukaryotic translation initiation factor 5B-like
Exons: 12
Coding region: 1-3663 (1220 amino acids)
Biological process (GO): translational initiation
Cellular component (GO): cytoplasm; mitochondrion
Molecular function (GO): GTP binding; translation initiation factor activity; GTPase activity
Source: RefSeq, a predicted model, not a curated record
AUGGCUGGAAAGAAGGCAUCCGGGCGUGGUGAUGAGAACGCGGCUUUGGGUGGUGGAGGGAAGUCAAGGAAGAAGGGGUUGGUGAUUGGUAAUGAUGAUCAGUAUUCGAGUGGUACUGAGUUGUCGGAGAAGAAGGGGAAUCAUGAGGGAGAGGAAGGGGAGGAUGAGCAGGUGCCGGGAGUUGUGCUUGUUGCCGUGAAAAAGAAGUUGAAAGAGAGGAAGAUUGGUGCUGGUGGGAAUACUGGUUUUAAUUGGUCGAAUUUUGGGUUAUUGGGAGGUGGUGAUGAGGAUGAUAAUGAUGGUGAUGAUGAGGAGAUAUCCAAGUUGACUGGUGAGAAAGAUAGUGAGGAGGAGGAGGAGGAUGAGCCGGUUGUGAGUUUUAAAGGGAAGAAAAAGGGCAAGGGCAAUAAGAAGAGUGGUGGUGGUGGUGGUAGUGUGUUUAGUGCUUCGGGAUUUGAUGCUACCGAUGAUGGAGAUCAGGUGGUGGAUAAAGAUAGGGAUGAUGACGAUGACGUGCCUGUCACUGAAUUUACGGGGCAGAAGAAGAAGUCGUCAAAGGGUGGUAAGAAGGUUGCUGGGAGAUUUUCAUCCAAGUCUAACAAAAAGAGUGUUAAUAAUAAGUUUAGUGCAGCAUUGCUUGAUGAGAAGAGUGAAGAUCAGGUGGAAGAAACUUUGAAGCACGAGAAGAAGAAGAAGAAGAGUAAGAGUGCAAGGGAUGCUCAAGAAGAGGAUGAUUUGAAUAAGAUUCUUGAGGAGCUUGGUGACGCGCCACCAACUUCAAAAUCCUUGGCACCACCUCCACAAGAGGAGAAACCCAAUCUUCAGCCUCGACCAGUUUCAAUGCCAGAUUCUAUGGCUGAGAAGGAGGGUGAAGAUGAAAAAGAAGAGUCUGCUGCUGCAAAGAAGAGGAAGAAGAAGAAGAAAGAGAAGGAGAAAGAGAAGAAGGCAGCAGCAAAGGAAGAAAGACUGGAAGAAGCAAAAGCUGAAACAAUUGAGCCAAAAAAGACUGAUGCAAAGGGUAAAGGUGCUGAGAAGAAGCUUCCAAAACAUGUUAGAGAGAUGCAAGAGGCACUUGCUAGGCGAAAAGAAAUGGAGGAGAGAAAGGCGAGGGAGGAAGAGGAUAACAGGAGGAAGGAAGACGAGGAAAGGCUAAGGCAAGAAGAACUCGGGAGGCAAGCUGAAGAGGCUAGGCGUAGGAAGAAGGAAAGGGAAAAGGAGAGACUCUUGAAGAAGAAACAGGAAGGCAAGCUUCUAACAGGGAAGCAGAAGGAAGAACAACGGCGACUAGAGGCUAUGAGGUAUCAAAUUCUUGCUAAUGCAACUGUUACCGUCCCUAAUGCAGAAAGAGAUGGUGGGCCUACAAGACGACCUAGGUACCAGACUAGGAGGUCAAGACCAGUUCGCUAUGAAGCAAAUGGUUUCAGGAUAGAGGAACCUGUAGAAGCUAAGGAAAAAGAGCAGGAAGAAGUCCACGAGGUGCAAUCCUUAGAAAUAGAGAAGUUUGAGCCAGUGGAGGAAGAGAAAACAGAAGUUGCUAAUGAACUUGUGGAGGAUGGAAUGGAGGAAGAUGACGAUGAUGAGGAGUGGGAUGCAAAGAGCUGGGAUGAUGUAAAUCUCAAUGUUAAGGGUGCAUUUGAUGAUGAUGAGGAUUCUGAGCCUGAACCUGUCUUGAAGAAGGAAACAAAAGCCCCUCCUGCAGCUGCACAGCCUGCAAUUGCAGUGAGAAAACCUGUUACAUCACAGCCAAUGGACUCUCACGAUGUUGAAAAUAAGAAAAGUCAGGCUGAGGACGAAGUUUCUGUCAAACACUGGAAGAAAGAUGCUGCUGCGAAAGGUAAAGGAGCGGUUUCAGAUGUCAUCCUUCAUAAAGAUGAAGAGGCCCUGCGCUCUCCAAUUUGCUGUGUUAUGGGCCAUGUCGAUACUGGCAAAACCAAGCUGUUGGAUUAUAUUCGAGGUACCCAUGUUCAGGAAGGGGAGGCUCGGGGUAUCACACAACAGAUUGGUGCAACAUUCUUUCCUGUCGAGAACAUACGAGACAGGACUAAGGAAUUGAAAGCUGAUGCAAGAUUAAAUGUUCCUGGUCUGCUAGUUAUUGAUACCCCUGGCCAUGAAUCUUUCACCAAUCUACGGUCACACGGUUCAGGUUUAUGCGACAUUGCCAUUCUGGUUGUUAACAUAAUGCAUGGCUUGGAGCCGCAAACCAUAGAAUCACUCAAUCUUUUGAGGAAGAGGAACACGGAGUUCAUUGUUGCAUUAAAUAAGAUCGACAGACUCUAUGGAUGGAAAACACAACCUAAUGCACCUAUUAGGAAGGCAUUGAAGCAGCAGUCAAAAGAUGUGCAAAAUGAAUUCGACAGGAGGCUCAUAGAGGUCAUAACGCAGUUGAAGGAGCAAGGAUUAAACACUGAAUUGUACUAUAAAAACAAGGACAUGAGAGAAACUUUUAACAUCGUACCUACAAGUGCGAUUAGUGGAGAAGGCAUUCCUGAUUUGUUGUUACUACUGAUCCAAUGGUCUCAGAAAACUAUGGUUGAGAAACUCACGUUCAGAAACGAAGUGCAGUGUACGGUAUUGGAGAUCAAGGUUACUAAAGGCCAUGGAACAACAAUUGAUGUUGUGCUGGUUAAUGGCGUGCUCCAUGAAGGCGAUCAAAUUGUGUUUUGCAGCUUACAGGGUCCCAUUGUUACUACAAUUCGAGCUCUGCUGAUGCCUCACCCAAUGCAGGAACUCCGGGUUAAGGGGACAUAUCUGCACCAUAAGGAAAUCAAGGCUGCACAGGGUAUCAAGAUCACUGGACAGGGCCUUGAACAUGCUAUUGCUGGAACUAGUCUACAUGUGGUCCGCCGUGAUGAUGAUUUGGAAGAGGUCAAGGAAUCUGCAAUGCAAGACAUGAAGUCAGUCACGAGUCGGAUUGAUAGAAGUGGUGACGGAGUUUGUGUACAAGCAUCUUCCCUUGGCUCCCUGGAAGCGUUGCUGGACUUCUUGAAGUCCCUGGAACCAAGCAUUCCUGUUAGUGGUAUAGGCAUUGGCCCAGUACAUAAAAAGGAUGUCAUGAAGGCCAGUGUAAUGCUUGAGAAGAAUAAGGAGUAUGCCAACAUAUUGGCAUUUGGUGUUGAAGUGACACCUGAGGCUGGGGAACUUGCAGAUAAACUAGGAGUGAAGAUUUUCAAAGAGGAUACCAUUUAUUGCAUUUCUAAAGAAUUCAAGGCUUACAUUCAGAAUCUGAAGGAGGAAAGGAAGAGGGAAGCUGCUGGUGAAGCCAUUUUCCCCUGUGUUCUUGAGAUGAUACCAGAGUUCAUUUUCAACAAGAAAGCUCCAAUCGUCUUGGGGGUUGAUGUUCUUGAGGGCAUACUCAAGGUUGGGACUCCAGUAUGUGUUCUACAAAAAGACUUCACUGACAUUGGUCGGAUUGCUUCCAUUCGGUUUAACGAGAAAGCAGUGGAUCAUGCAAAGAAAGGCCAGAAGGUGACUAUAAAGAUCGUAGGCACCAAUCCGGAGGAGCAGCAAAAAAUGCAUGGCAGGCAUUUCGACAAUGAUGAUCAGCUAGUCAGCCACAUUACAAGAAGGUCAAUCGAUGUUCUUAAAGCUUAUUAUCGGGAUGAUCUGUCUAUGGAAGAUUGGAAGCUGGUUCUUAAAUUGAAGACCCUUUUCAAGAUACAGUAAAGCAUGAGGGUUUGGUGCAUGUUGGCACAUACUUCGAAGGGGCUUGCUUUUACACCAACGAUGGAGUCUUCCCUUGUAAAGAUGAAAGAAGCAAAGAACAUAUUGAUAUUAAAUAGCACAAAUUUAUAAAAAAAGAAUUUCUUCUGUUUUCUUGUCGUGGUCGCCGUCGUCGCCAUCGAUUGUUGACAUGAAGGAUUCUUUGUAGUAGAAUAAAAAUCUCUCGUAAAACCCAAAGGGGAACAUGAGAGAAUCUCCCUCACGACAAUUUCUUUGUUUUGUU